UGAGCAACAGUGCAAAUGAGAAGAGCCAGAUCCAUUUUGACGCAAGCACCGCUACAAUCUAACCAGCAACGGCUUUAUCUUCUUCUCGACUACCAUUGUCCCAAGCGUCCUACACUGCUUCGCUCCCAGUCUUCAUUCCACUCAGAACUUGCAGGUCGUAGCUCAUGGAACAUAACGUUGGCCAAUGAGCCCCGGAGGACUGGGAGGAGUGUAAUUGCGGUGCUUCAGAACCAGAGGAUUAACGUUUUUCCUUUCCUUUUCCAGCUAAAAAGAACAAUGAGUUUAAUGUUAGGGUUUCAUCUUCACCAUGUCGUCUGGUUUGCCUCCCAAUUCCACCACCAUCACUUGAAAUCUUCUUCAGCCCAAGGUCCUGGUAGCCCUCUCCCUCUCCCUCUGACUCUUACUGUCCACAAUAAUUUCCAGGAAAAGCACGUACUAGCUGUCAAUUCGCAAAGAACAAAUUCGUCCCGGGACUAUCUCCCUAGAGCUGCUUCACUUAGCGGUUCCGGUGCUGAAUAUUCCGAGCAAUUGUUAGGAACCGAAAUGGAGCGGCAAAGAUGGAGGGUGGCUGGGAUUGAUCAAAAUGAAUUAUUGGAUGCACCUGAUUUAGUUGAUCCAGAUAGUUGCUUUCUUGAAUUUAAGGGGGUCCAGAUACACCACAAGAUAUGCGAGGCUCCAGAUCCAACUGAGCACUCGUUACAGGAACAGGCAACUUCCCAACUUAAUUACCAAAAUAAGAGAAUUGCCUUUCCCAUAAUUUUAUUACAUGGGUUUGCAGCCUCAGUGUUUUCGUGGGAACGAGUUAUGAAGCCGUUGGCAUCUCUCACUCGUUCGAAAGUUCUUGCUUUUGACAGGCCUGCCUUUGGGUUGACAUCCAGGGUGAGUUACUCUGAACGUCCAAAUACAGGUGGUCAUGACAUGCAACUUUUGAAUCCAUACUCCAUGACAUUUUCUGUGCUAGCAACCCUGUCUUUCAUUGACCUUUUAGCUGCAGACAAGGCAAUCUUAAUGGGGCACUCAGCUGGUUCUCUUGUAGCAGUUAAUACAUACUUUGAAGCUCCUGAGCACAUUGCUGCUCUGAUCCUUGUUGCCCCAGCGAUUCUGGCUCCAAAUAUACUGCCCAAAUUCAGCAAAGGAAGUCAAAUGAAAAGAGAGAACCAAAUUGAUGGUGGAAACUCUAAUUUUUACGAUGGAAACAAUCCACUAAUCAGAAUUGGGAAGACUUUGUCAAAGUUCUGGAUAUUCAUUGUGCAAGGAAUAAUGCAAAUGCUGAAAGGGAUGGUUGGUAUGAUUGGCUCUCUGUAUAAGAAAGCCUUGACAGCGAUUCUACGUUCAGCCUUGGCAGUAACAUUGGUUAGGAUGGUAAUUGAUAAAUUCGGUAUAGCUGCCAUUCGGAAUGCGUGGUAUGAUGCAAAUCAAAUUACAACUCAUGUUCUAAAUGGUUAUACAAAGCCAUUACAAGUCAAGGGUUGGGACAGGGCUCUUGUGGAGUACACGAUAGCCAUGCUUACAGAUUCUGCAUCUGUAUCAAAGCCCCCACUGACAGAAAGACUCAAUGAGAUCUCCUGCCCAGUGCUCAUUGUCACGGGUGAUAGUGAUCGACUUGUCCCCACCUGGAAUGCCAAGAGGUUGUCAGAAGCAAUACCCGGAUCCUGUCUCGAAGUGAUAAACAACUGUGGUCACUUACCUCAUGAAGAAAGGGUGGAGGAAUUUGUUUCAAUUGUUGAGAAAUUCUUGCGAAGAGUUUUUGGUGCUCCAGAGGAAAAGUUUCUGCAAGCAGCUAUUUGAAGCAAAUACACCAUUUUGUGUUUUGGAUAGGUGAACUUAUACAACAUGAUAGGCUCUUAAGCAUAGGAUUUUUAAUUACUGUGUAUCUGGCCAUUUCAAGCCAUAGUGUAUGUUUUUUUAAUGAUAUAAAAAUAUCAAAUUUCACCA
This is a messenger RNA of Macadamia integrifolia, 1935 nucleotides long. RefSeq lists its product as uncharacterized. The coding region runs from base 16 to 1788 and encodes 590 amino acids. NCBI's taxonomy places the organism in Eukaryota, Viridiplantae, Streptophyta, Magnoliopsida, Proteales, Proteaceae. The transcript is spliced from 6 exons. Gene Ontology annotation, cellular component: chloroplast envelope. The record is from RefSeq and is a predicted model, not a curated record.